AUGGCAGGAUGCACUGUGAAGACUUUCUUCAAGGAGGCAAGGGAAUUUUACCAGAACGCUGAAGCAGAUGGCGGUAUGGCGCUUCACCUGAAGAUGCCAAGUCUCUUACAGGAGAGAUACAUGCAGGAAUCGUUCGAGGAGGAGUUUGAUAUCCUCUGCGAAGAGGUCAUGAAAUUGGUUCUAAUUGAUCAAAAAGAUCGGAUCGUUGAAGUGAGUCUACAGAGAAACAUAAAAAUUGAGGAAGUGGAGAUUGAACAAGUGAAGAUGGAAGAAGUGAAGGUGGAAGACGUGAAGGUGGAAGAAAUGAAGAUUGAACAAGUGAGAAUUGAGGAAAAGGGUAGCUAUUGA
Molecule: messenger RNA, 348 nt
Organism: Penicillium subrubescens
Lineage: Eukaryota; Fungi; Ascomycota; Eurotiomycetes; Eurotiales; Aspergillaceae
Exons: 1
Coding region: 1-348 (115 amino acids)
Source: RefSeq, a predicted model, not a curated record